AUGGAGACUCCGGAGGAAUCAUCGCCGGAUCAAAUACUUCGUCCGCCGGUCAAUUCAUCGGCUGGUGAGAUUCGACUUCUCGACAUCUUUCCAUCCGAAAACAAGUCUUCUCCGAUAGCAUGCAGUUACCGCGUCAUUAGUCUGAAGCCUAGCGAAGGGCAACAAAUACCUUUUUACGAGACUUUGUCUUAUGCGUGGCAAGAUGCCGGCAGCGACCCAGAAACAGAGGCGCCUCAAAUCCUCAUCGACCAUACCUCUUUCCCAGUCUCAGCGAGCCUCCUACGAGCGCUGCGGCGGCUUCGAUUUCCCGACCGUAUAAGGACGAUAUGGAUAGACGCAGUAUGCAUCAAUCAAUCCGACAACGUCGAAAAGACCCAACAAGUCAAUCUUAUGCGCCGCAUCUACGCCUCAUGUACCCAGUGUAAUAUCUGGCUGGGAUAUCCACGAGAUGUAGGUGUCUCUGAGGAAGACGCGCAAGCGGCUUUCGACACUAUCGCUUGGAUCAGCGCGGCAGGGGAAGCGAUGGACGCCAGGUUCAGUGGGAUUGAUGUACCUAACCCGGCUCUGCCGGAUUGGUUUCAGGAUGGUGAAGAUGACGGAAAGGAGGGACUGAAUGGCGAGUUGCGACUGAGGGAGACCGAAGCGUUCUACAAGCUCUUUAGAACGCCCUGGUGGUCACGAGUAUGGACCGUGCAAGAGGCGAUCCUCCCUCCUGCCGCGACGGUGUAUUGGGGCGCCUGUGAGAUGUCGUGGCAUCUGUUUGACAUGGCGUCUGAGGCAAUCAUGGGGCCUACUGAUGGAAGGCGAGAUGAGCAUGUUGGCGAUCUAAUGCCAGACGAGUUUGACAGGUUACAGCUGCUAAACUACCUGACUUGUGUUAUGAGGGGUAUCAGUUUCUCGUCUGCUGGUGAAGAGCCUGUAUCCACGCUGUAUCGCUGGCGCGAUAGGAAAUCCACGGACCUGAGGGAUAAGGUGUACGGGUUGAUGGGGUUGAAAGGCCGAGCAGUUGGUGAGGAGGAGGAGGAGGAGGAGGAGGAGGAGGAGGAGGAGGAGGAGGAAGAGGAGCACGACGACGACGACGAUGACGAGGAAAAAGAAGAGGAGGAGGAAGAAGAGGAGGCCGGAGAGGAGGAGGAGGAGGAGGCGGCUUUUCUCCCUGGUAUCCCAUCGUGCGACUACACCUUGGAUGCGCAAACACUCUUCUGUCGUGUCUCAUGGGCCCUUGUCAAGCAAUCCAACAGUCUUGAACCGCUCAUGGGCCGACGGGGAGAAGGGGCCAAGUUGGAGGGCCUCCCGUCGUGGGUGAUAGACUGGUCGCAAGACAGAUGGUCAGAUGGCUUCUUCUACUUCGAUACGGAAGAACACAAGGUACCAGUCCAAGUGCCAGAAGCCGAUUAUUGGGCCCAUAAGUCACUCUACUAUGAAUACUGCGCCGAUGGACCUGUUAUGGUGGGGGGCGGUCCGAGGCUUUUGGACGAAAGUGGACGGGUACUUGGAUUGGACGGGUUCUUGGUUGACAGGAUCGCGGUGGUGGAGCAGCGCGAAGUUCUGGGGAGACAAAGGGUUCCGGACGACCAGGUUCUGGCAGCGAGCGCUGCGCGAUAUGGGGAGCUUAUGGGGCGAUGCCAUGAAUAUUUCUCGUCGGCAAGUGAGGAAUCACGCAGGCGGUGGUUGAGUGGUGGCUGGAUGCAGGAGUAUCUCGGCGUGGUGACGGGCAAACUUGACGCAGCAAACCCAGACCAUUAUCCCUUUGACGGGGACGAGGGCAGCUGGGCGUCCACAUAUCUCCAACACCAUGUUUUGUUCGUCACCGAAGGAGCCAAGGUCGGGUUCGGGCCCGUGACGUGUGAACCUGGCGAUGAAGUCUGGAUUCUCGAAUUGUGCAGACUCCCAGUUGUGCUUAAGCCUUUGAAGUCCGAGGAUCAGCAAGGCGAAGGGGCAAACCGGCACCAUGUUACUUGGGUGGGCGACUGUUGCGUGUACGGUAUCAUGAUGGGAGAGGCUGUCAAGGGGAAAGAGGAUGCUUGGGUUGAGGUUGCCGUGCACUGA
Messenger RNA from Neurospora tetrasperma FGSC 2508, 2049 nucleotides. RefSeq lists its product as uncharacterized. The coding region runs from base 1 to 2049 and encodes 682 amino acids. Lineage: Eukaryota; Fungi; Ascomycota; Sordariomycetes; Sordariales; Sordariaceae. The record is from RefSeq and is a predicted model, not a curated record. The transcript has a single exon.